Molecule: messenger RNA, 2729 nt
Organism: Colossoma macropomum (tambaqui)
Lineage: Eukaryota; Metazoa; Chordata; Actinopteri; Characiformes; Serrasalmidae
Product: glycosylated lysosomal membrane protein
Exons: 6
Coding region: 47-1243 (398 amino acids)
Cellular component (GO): lysosome
Source: RefSeq, a predicted model, not a curated record
UGUCAGCUGACUGUGUUAGUGUGUGUGCUGGUGCAGGAGCGCAGCGAUGUCGGGCGCUAAAGCUCUGAGUUUAAUUAGUGUAAUUGGUGUUUUAUUGUGUAUUUUAGUCUGUGUGAGUGGAUUUAUGGGAAAUGGAGUCUCUUUCCGACGGAAGGUGACUCUGGAGUUGAACCCUGGCCUGAAUCUGUCCAAUGCAGCGCCCCCUGAGUUCGACCUGCUGCAUGUGCGGGCGCUGGGUGAUAACGACACCCUGCACUUCUUUCUCUGCAGUAAAGGAGCUCCUGCAGUGCUGCUGGUCCACACCAACUCCACAGAGUCCUCGGUUCAGGUGGACUGGCCCACCUUCGGCAGCCUGCGGGUGGUGCCGGAGAGCAGCGUGCAGUACAGCAGAGCUCUGGUGUUCACCAGGCUGUGGGAGUAUGAUGACGUAAACAACACUGCAGAGCCUCAGGACUUCCUGCCUCCUUAUGAUCUUAAGGACUUCAUCUGGAGUGACCUGAACAGCACCGUGGACUACACUCUCCAUACAGCCCUGCUCUGUGGGAAGGACAGUAGCUCCAGCUUCAGCAAUGUCUCCUUCUGUCUGGAUUUUUCAGCCUAUGAGUCGGAGGGUCGUGAGGAGGCGUGGCCGAGCCUCCUCCACAGUGCUAACUCCUCCCAGCUGCGCGUGUGGUUGGAGGGUGUGACACCGCGGGCCAACCAAUCGCGCUUCUCUCUGGAGCUCCAGACAGUGAGCGAGGCGGGGUUUCAGGACAGAGUGGACGUUCAGCGGUUCAUCGACGACGAGUACACGCCCUCCAUAUUCCAGGUAUCUCAGUGGGUCUCGUCCCCUAUGAACUCCAGCUCUGUGAGGGGUUUUGCGCAGUGGAAACCGAUAGCGUACCGUAAGCCUGUGCCGAUGCUGGAGGACGCAACGCCGUGCAGAAACUCCCAGCCCAUCCCUCUCGCUCAGCCGCCUCCAUCAGGACUCAUUUCAGCUUAUUUCACCCACAAUCCCGUCACCAGUGGCAUCAACAUCAGCUUCAGCAUGGCUGAAGACCCCUUCUACGGCUCCACGAAGUUCCUCAGCUGGACUGUAUUGAUCGGUAUGGGCGCUCCUCCGUCAGAUUCCUUCUCUCCGCUGGUGAUCGGCAUCAUGGCUGUCGGACUCUGCACACCUCUCGCCCUCAUUGUGGUGGGCGGGGUUUACGUCUGCAUCCGGAAAAGAAAGGACCAACAACUGGGCUACCAGCCAAUCAACUGAGACUGUAUGACUCAGGCCCCGCCCACAUUUGCGCACUCACCUAUGAGCAGUUACACUGUUCAUACACUGUACGAGGUCAGGUGGGUCAGUCGGGGCAGGCAGCCAAUCAGAACUGACCUUUUAUCCAACUGAUGGAUGAGCUAAUGAGCUCCACCUGCUGCCUUUUGUUUACCUUUCCAGGCUUCGCCCACAAACACCUAUCAUAGCUGCUGCAGAUUGUGGAUCGGUCAGUUAGCCGGUCACUGAGCUCGUUACACACCGAACGCUGAUUAUUAUAUCUCGUACACCAAAUCAGGACAUCGUUUCAUUCGCUCUCUAUGCACUUUUUGCAAAUUUGACCGAUCAUGGCCGUCUCUGCUGUUGACAUGGCAACAACCAAGAUGACAAAUCGUCAGCUGGAGCUUUUUUGCAGACAUUAGAAACACCAGAAUCUCCAAAAUCAGCUGAAACUGAGCUACAAACAUGUUAAAGGUAUAAAACUCAACGUUUCAGCUCCUGAAUGAAGCGAUGAAGCUCCUCACACUACUUUCACUUUUCCUAAGUGGACAGUAUCCCAGCGUGUCCACUUGAUUGAUCUGUGAGGAGUCACGGGAUCUGUUUGAGCUUCGUCUUGUGUGAAGCUGCAUCUCCAAAAUCAGCCCAGACCGAGUUGCGGAGCUCAGAGCUGAAAGUAAAGAGCUUAUAUGGUUUCAGCUCCUGAAUGAGGCGGAGAAACUCUCUGUUCUGCUUUCGCUUCUCGAAAGACACAGUUCACCCGUUUCCUGUUUGAAAUUCUGCACGUGUUUCCUAAAAUACAGACGUUUUGAUGUAAAAUUGUCAGAAUAUUUGUCUUUGUGUCGUUUAAUUGCGGCGUGUUCGGUGUGUAAUGCCUUCACCUCUUUUCUGAAGCAGACGCUUGUAAAACUAAACUCCUACAGAUCUUAAUUCCUCUGCUGAGUGUAAUUUGUACAGUGAGAUGUUUUUAAUCAACAUUCGUACGUUUUUUUGGGGACAAUCCAAAAGAAGAGAGAAGGUCUUCAUCUGUUCUCACUGCGGUACAUUAGAGCUGCACUGCACUGAAAUCUCCCACAGAGACUCCGUGGUGUUUUCACUGAUGUAUUUCCUUCUCUGGCUCCUUAUUAAGACUGUAAUCACGCCUUUAACGGAGAACAGAGUUUUUUUUUGCCAACACAGACUUUAAUUUGUGUUUAUAUCACAGUCAGACUUCUUGUUGUUGUUUUCUUUCUAUUUAGCUUUCUGUCACAGUCAAACCUGCCAUCAGGAAUAAUUACCAGAGUUUUUCAUACAGUCAACAAACACUUGUAUCUCCAUUUUUAAUUUAUUUUUCACUUUUUAAAAAUUUCAAAACCUUAGCCACCAUUUACACUGGUUAUCGCUGCUGUCGGAACAAAACCUCGACUCUCCAAAAUGGUAACUUUACAGGAGAAGGAAAAAACAUUACAACUUUUAAUGUGAGUCAGUGGAACCAGACUUUUUGGGCCGUUUC